This is a messenger RNA of Maylandia zebra (zebra mbuna), 2107 nucleotides long. Lineage: Eukaryota; Metazoa; Chordata; Actinopteri; Cichliformes; Cichlidae. The record is from RefSeq and is a predicted model, not a curated record.
UGAGCUGCGGCAGCAACGAUGCCUUCAGUUCAGUAUCUGAGAGAGUUCAUCAACGAGCGACUAACUGCUGCUGCUGAACAAAUAUUCUUGGAGUUUGAAAAAACGAUCGUCCAGUACGAGGAAGAGAUCGACCGUCAGCGCAGACUGCUGGAUAUCACCUGGAAACCCCAAAUCAAGCUGCACAGGACAGAACUUAGACAGAACUGUGACAUUAACCAGGAGAGGAGCUCCAGUGUGGAGCAGGAGGAACCAGAAGCUCCACAGAUUAAAGAGGAACAGGAGGAACUGUGCAGCAGUCAGCAGGGAGAGCAGCUGGGACUGAAGGAGGAGCCUGAAGUUCAUAAUGAUCCUGUGCAGUACGAGGAAGAGAUGGAGCGUCAGCGCAGACUGCUGGAUGUCACCUGGAAACUCCAAAUCAAUGACCUCGGACAGCAGCACAUCUGUAAGGAGGAGGAGGAGGAGGUUCUCCCUGAGCAGCAGCUCUGGAACCAGGAGAGGAGCUCCAGUGUGGACCAGGAGGAACCAGAACCUCCACAGAUUAAAGAGGAAGAGGAGGAACUGUGCAGCAGUCAGGAGGGAGAGCAGCUGGGACUGAAGGAGGAGCCUGGUACCUUCAUGGUGACUGCUGCUGAGGAAGGAGAGCACAGUGAACCAGGAGGAGACGGGGAGCAGCUCCUCUGUGAUGACUCUCCUCAAAGUGAAAGCACAGAUGAAGAAUCCAGCAAGUGUGAAGAGUCAGGGUUAAGUGAAACUGAGGAGCCGGUUCCAAAGAGACAAAAGAGAGACAGAAGUCGUGGUGUUGUAGAGAGCGCGCCUGUCUCAGAGAGUCCAUGUAAUGCUGCCACAGGUCGAAAGUCUGAUGUUUCUAAGAAUCAAUCCCGGGGGAAAAAACACCAUACCAAUGUGAAUUCACUUGUUUGCAAAAUAUGUGGGGGGAAAUUUAGUAGAACCUAUUUGGCUGUCCACAUGAGACUUCACACAGGUGAGAAACCAUAUUCUUGUCAUACAUGUGGGAAACGUUUUAAUCAAAGCAGUACUUUGCGUAGCCAUGUGAGAACCCACACAGGUGAGAGACCUUAUUCCUGCGAUACAUGUGGGAAAAGUUUCGGUCAGAGUGCUGCAUUGUAUAUCCAUAAGGCAGUUCACUCAGAAAGACUGUUUUCCUGUGAUAUAUGUGGAAAAAGUUUCAGUCAUAAAAACUAUUUGCCCAUCCACAUGACCACUCACACCGAUGAGAAGCCGUAUGUUUGUGAAAUAUGUGGGAAAACGUUUGGUCACAGCUCUGUUUUUUACAGUCACAGGAAAAUACACCAAAGUAGGGAAUCGGUUUCUUGUGAAAUAUGCGGGAAAACAUACUCAGAAAAAAGCGCUGUUAAACGCCACAUGAGAACUCACACAGGGGAGAAACCGCAUUCCUGUGAAAUAUGUGGGGCAAAAUUCCGUGAAUUGAAGAGUUUGAAAAGGCACAAGGAAAAGCACACGGGCGAAGGGCCGUAUUCCUGUGACAAAUGUGGGACGAGGUUCAAACGAGGCAAUCACCUUUUCCUCCACAUGGAAACGAAAAUAUGUGAGAAGCAGAGUUCCUCUGAAACAGGAGAAGAGUUUCAAAGAAAUCAUUCAUCCACAUGAGAUGAAUGAUUUCUUUGGCAAGUUGUAGUAGAAAUACCCGUGAACCGAAGCUUGAGGAACAAGGGUGUCAUUUUUAUGAGAUUGGAGAAAAAACCCAUAAAUAUGAGCACCAAACAUUUUUUACUCUGGAGCUGUGAUUCUGGUUUUAUAAUUUUUUUUAAAUUGAAAGUGAGCUCGUGAGGAUGGGCAGGGGGAGGUGCUCUUCUUUCCCAGGUUCACAAAUUGCAUUGUUGUUAUUUUGUCAUUUUUUGUUCAAAUGUGUGAACUUGAUUGAAAAAUAUGUUGGCGUAGUGUUUGUUUGAUGUCGUGUUCCUGUUUGUGGUUUUAUUGACACGCUGAAGCUGAAAAGCAGUUUUCGUUUGUUCUCAUGCGUUUGUAUUUUGUGAUUUCAUCAGCCUUCAGAGGUGAUCCUAACAAACUGCCCCGGUGUAACCUGAUGUCGUAGAACGUGCAGUGUAAAUAAAGUUUGUUUCUCUCA